AUGCAAAAAUCAAAAACCCUCUUUACCAUCACUGCUAUCUCUCCCUCCGCUCGCGUCACUCGUUUCUCGAGCGCCUUUUCCCGAUCCUUUAAAUCCGUCAGGAUUAAUAAGGGUUAUAACGGAGACAUUGCUGAUGAUUUGGUUGCUGCAAGUGUUGUUAUAUUGUGGAAGCGAGGGUCUCGGUUGCCAGCUGUCACUCCACCACCUCCUCCUCCACUCCAACAAGGCUCUUCAGCUUACUUGAUUCCACAACACUCUUACUCAAGAAUACCACCACCACCACAACCACAACCACAUCCACAAGGACAACAUUUUUAUAGACUCCCACCUCCUCCCUUACUACCUCCUCCACCCUCUUUAAGUUACUUCACUCAUGCUCCUUUUGGAUCAUUGGGUCACCUACCACCACCACCACCUCCGCCAUCUUCUCCUCCUCCAGGACCUCCACCUCUUCCACCUUCUCCUCCCCACGAAUCUCUCUCCACAGAUGCUGAACUCAGUCCAAGUUCUAGAAAGCCUUCUGUUGCUGACAUGAAUGAUGAUAAUUUAACCUCCACAGCUGUCAAUGAUUCUGAUAAGGGUGUGAAAGAUACAUCUGACCUUAAUAUUACAUCUGAUAUCCCUCCACCUAAGCCUAGAGAUGAGAAUACAACUCGAAUGAUUGAAGUUUUAUGCCACUAUAUUGCAAAGAAUGGUAAUGAAUUUGAAGACAUGACCUGUCAAAAGGAGAUUGAUAAUCCGGAUUUCAAGUUCCUGUUUGGAGGACCACCAGGAAGUGAAGCUGCAAUUUCACAUGCAUAUUAUAAAUGGAUGAAAAAGAAAUGCAGUUCAAGUAAAUUUCUUGAUGGGGAUAUAUCUCAUUCCCCUGCUGUUUCUGACAUGGAUAUGGAAGAUGACAUCACACAGCCAGAGGAGCAUAAACCUGAUUUUACAUCCAAUGAAGUGGAAAAACAUGCAUGCAAUUCACAACAAAUAUCACACAAAGCUGCAACAGAUGAAAAUAUAUUCAUCUCUGAAUCUUCAGCUGUGAACCAAUCAGGUGAACUCAUUGAAGGCACAAACCCAAUCAGACUUAUACAAAGCUACGCUUCUGAUGAUACCUCUGAAAAUGAUGAUGGACUACAUUUUGAAAACGUCAGUCCUGUAACACUCUCACCACAUAGUAAAGAAGACACUACAGUAUUAUCUGCACCUCUUGUGGAAGCUUCUUUGAAUACAUCAUCUAAAAUUCCAGAACCUUCCUCAACAACAGAAUAUUUGGAGAAACAAGAUGAUAGUAAUGCUAAAUUAGAAGUGGAUGAGUUUGGGAGACUAGUCAAAACAGGUGGUGUCAGUGACAACUCUGAUGACCACAACAGGAGGCGUGGUAAAAGAGGUAGAAGUAGGAGUCGAUCCCCUAAUGUAAGGAGGAGGCGGAGCCCACGUAGGAGGAGAGAGAAACGUAGUCGGUCUCGCAGCUGGUCCCCCAAGAAAAGAAGCAGGAGCAGGUCACCAUACAGGGAACGGGAACGGGAAGAAACCGGUGCUGACUGGACCAGACGGAACAAAAGUCAACGUGGGGCCCGGUGUCACAACUUUCAUGAAUCUGAAAAAAAUGACGAAUUUAGACGUCAUAAAAACAAACACCAAGAGGUAUCGGAUAGAAGUAGUGACAAGGUCAAAGAAGAGUUUGUUGACCCUUCAGGUCAAUGCGAAGAAGUCAAUUCCAUUGACCAACCACCUGAACAACCUGUAACCGAAUCAGUUACGCCACCUGUCCCAGUUUCUUCAAAUUAUCCUCUGUUGCCCUUUCCGCCUCCUUCCACCUGGAACAAUCUUCCACUUCCACUUCCACUUCCACCACCACCACCCCGCCCUCAAAUCAGCGGCCCAUUGUUACAGUAUCAUCAGAUUCAGACUCAGCCGCCGCUUCAACUCAACUACCCUUUUCAACCGUUUUUCAGACCCUAUGUGACCGAAAUACCCUUGGAGCAACCUUACAUUGGACAAUCUAGAAUCUUAACCACCCACUACAACCCUUACGCGUCCACCUUUGACCACCCGUUGACCACCAAUAUCAGUCAAGACACAGGGACAUCUUACAACCAAUACGACCCGCUCUUCGACAGCAUCGAGCCGUCUUCAAAUCUGGAAGAAGGAAACGGUAACACGAAGCAGAAAGAGGCUGCUGCUGACGUGGAAAACGAUGAGUUUGGUGAGACGGGGGAUGCUGAGGUGGGUGCGGUGGAAAACGAUAGUCCGAGCUCUCCGAUCGACCUGCCAGAUGUCGCGACGGGAGAGGUCGAGAUCGAUCAAGUGAAGAACCCCGGGAAAAUCAAGAAAAACAAAGAUUCGAGAUCGAUGAAGCUUUUUAAGGUUUCGCUUGCGGAGUUUGUGAAGGAGGUUUUGAAGCCGUCUUGGAGACAGGGGAAUAUGAGUAAAGAGGCGUUUAAAACGAUUGUUAAGAAGACAGUUGAUAAAGUGUCUGGAGCUAUGAAGAAACAUCAAAUACCAAAGUCCCAACCCAAAAUAAAUCAAUAUAUAGAUUCCUCGCAAAGAAAGCUCACAAAGCUUGUUAUGGGAUAUGUUGAUAAAUCAGUGGAGUUUAAGGACUCUUCGGGACAUGAGUUGUGUUUUGAUGAUGUUGCAUGGUGUGAGAUGAAUUCCUCGUUGCAUGAAGAGCUAGUUACUUGGCAUGUGGAAGAUAUGGUGGAUAACCUAUUGACCCAUGUUCAAAUCCUGGCACCACUUAGCCCUUGUGGCUAUGGAGGUUCGCCUGCAGUGACUCCAGGGCAUGAGACAAAGCUUUAUGUUUGCAGCGGGGGAUUAGUCGGUGCGCGAAAGCUGGCCCGGAAACCCUCGUUAGGGAAGUUCCCUUUCAAAAAAAAAAAAAGUUAUGAGACGAUGCGGUAUGGGCACCAAAACGACAUUAUGGCUGAUGUGGAGGGGCUUCAACGGCGUCAUAACGAGAUGAACACCCCUCCCCCUUUCUCGUUGUAUCUCGUCAUGGUGCAUCUCGUUGUCGUCUUGAUCGGAUGA
Molecule: messenger RNA, 3018 nt
Organism: Lactuca saligna
Lineage: Eukaryota; Viridiplantae; Streptophyta; Magnoliopsida; Asterales; Asteraceae
Source: the annotation of a GenBank genome assembly